UCGGUUAGUCUGCCAAACGACCAGGAAGUACCUAAACGUAGAGCUAUUUUAAUUGUGAGCAUACAUAUGAAUGAUUGUGUGUGACGACUUCCAAUGAGAAAAGUGGAAGAUGAAAUUUGAAAAGAAAUUUUCAACGCAACCACACGAAAUCGAUAAGUUCGCAGGAAAAUCAGAUAUUUUCAGACUGCGCGACCGUAUUUUUCGCUGAAAAAUUUGCUAAAACUGGUGAAAAAAAUAAUUUUUAUUAAGAAAUUAUAAUAUUUAACAGAAGUGUUGCUGAAAAGUGUGAAAAUCUAUAGUGUGACGAAUAUUAUAAGCAAUUUGUUUAAAUGAAAAAACGACAACACAACGAAGUGGAUAUGUCUAAGAAAAGUCUAUUAUGUCCGCAUUUUAAUUGAAAAUAGUCGUUUGCUAAAGGUAAAAAGUAAAAUAUCGUAAUCUAUCAACUGCGUCACUAACGCAAUAUCGAAACAAAAAAAAAAAACAAUAAUAAACAAUUAGAGUAAUAUUUUUCCAAAUCUAUCUUGAAGUGGUUGCGCUGAGUGCAGUUCCAAGCAAACACACUCGAAAAUGCAGCCCCCGCCACGUAAGGGAAAUUAUGUGAAAUUCUUAAAGAAUUUACACACAGAGCAAGUGGCCAAAUUGCAAUUAAAAAAUCAACAUGAAUGCGAUUUGCUCGAGGACAUACGACAGUUCACUAUCAAACGCUCCGCCAUUGAGAAAUCCUACAGCGAAUCGUUGCUCAAGAUCUCCUCGCAGUAUUUGAACAAAAAAAUACCAAAUAUACCAGAUAUAAAAAUGGAAGGCAUGGAGGAGAGAUGGAAUAUGUGGAGCGUUUGGCGUACGGUACUCGAAGAGAAUGAAAAAUUAGCACGCGCACGACUCGCAGCUAUCGAAGUGUUCCAGCAGCAAAUUGCUGACGAAGCUAAAGUGCUGCGAGAUUACAAAUUGGCCAUUUCCAAAAAGUCACUCUCACAGAUAGUGAAUGUACAAAAGGAGUUGCACCUCAGCGUUUCCGAUGUCGAUAAGACAAAAAAGCAAUAUUUCGACGAGGAGCAUUGCGCACACGAUGUGCGCGAUAAAGCACGAGAUAUUGAAGAGAAACUGAAGAAAAAGAAGGGUUCAUUCUUCCAAUCGAUCACUUCGCUGCAAAAGAAUAGUGCACGUGUAACAUCACGUAAAGAAUUGUUGGAAGAAAAAUCGACGGGCGCACGCAAUGACUACAUACUCAGUUUGGCCGCAGCGAAUGCACAUCAGAACCGUUACUUCACAGUCGAUCUGCAGACAACGAUGACCACUAUGGAGAAUUAUGUAUUUGAACGAGUAGCCGAGUACCUGACACUGAUGGGCCGCACCGAAUUGCUCACCUGUUCGGCCACACAGAAUUCGUUCGGCAAAAUACGUGAUCAAGCACAGCAAUUGACGCGCGAAUACAAUUUACAGUGCUGUUAUCUCUUCUAUCCAGUAUUAAAACAACACAUACAAUAUGACUUCGAACCGUGCGAUAACGAUCCGAUAAGAAAGAUCACCACCGAACAUGAAUCGGCAUCGGAGACACUUACGAAAGAGGCUAAGAAUUUGGCGGGACGUGUAGUGAAGGAGAACGUAGCUAUACGAGAUGCCGCAAAGAAAUUAGCCAUUUGUGUAUCGCUACGGGAUUCGGGACAACGCAGUGAUCCUAACGAUCCUAAUGGACCAGAUUUGGACACGAAAAUUGAAGAGUUUAGGGAUUUGAUUCGCCGCUCUGAAACGGAGAAGGCAAAGGCUGAGGCAUGUUUGCAAAGUUUGCGUGAGGGUGGCAUUAAUGUUGACGAAUGGGUGCAGGAGGCAGAGAUUAUGGGCGUACAAGAAUUGGCACGCUCAGCCAGUUCCAUCUCUAUGCGUACAGAUGCUUCUGGACAAGGAGAAAAUCCAAGUUCGGACUCAUUCUACGACAGUGACAAAGAGGACGCAGGCGGUGCGCAGGCAGGUGUGGCUGCCAAGUCUAAAGUCGAGAAGGAGUUGUCGCGCGAUAAGACAUUUAGUGACAGCGAUGAGGAUGUGGAAGAACGUGUACCGGAACCAAUUGCUGCUGCUCCGAUGAUGGCCGCAACUACCGGUUGGGAUGAUCCCACUGAAGUCAACUGGGGUGCUGAGGAAGAGGAGGAGAAAGACGAAUCCAUUGUUCCUGAACCGAAGGAAGCUAUUUUCAAAUGCACCGCUUUGUAUAGCUACACUGCUCAAAAUCCAGACGAACUGACCAUUGUCGAGAACGAACAGCUAGAGGUGAUUGGUGAGGGUGAUGGUGACGGCUGGUUGCGCGCACGCAAUUAUCGCGGCGAGGAGGGCUAUGUGCCGCACAAUUAUCUGGACAUCGAACAGGAUACUGCCGUUAACGGUAGCUCAGGCAAUCAAUUGCGCUCACAAAUCUCAUUCUCAUCUGUCGAUUAUACCGUUGACAAUGAAGAUCAAACCGUGGAUUCCAUGCAGUCACCCGAUCAGGUCUCUGUCAUAAUGGCGCCACAGAAACGGAAGUCCGAUAUACUCUAUUGCAUAGCCUUGUAUGACUACGAUGCGACUGCCGAGGAUGAGCUCACCUUUGAAGAGGGUCAAAUUAUAAAGAUUGUUACAAAGACGGCGCAUGGCGUUGACGAUGGCUGGUGGGAGGGUGAAUUAGAUGGUAAAUUUGGUAAUUUUCCAUCGUUGGUAGUUGAAGAGUGUGAUGAGAAUGGUGAACCGUUGUCGGAAGGUGGCGAUGAGUCACCACCACCGACUGCACCGCCGAGUUUUGCGCUUCCACCCGCACCCGCACUACCGCCAGAGUACGCGCACGAACUGACUGAAGAUAUGUUCGAAUCGCAGGACACUGCAGAUGAUGAUAGCGGCUAUAUACCGAACGGCGGCGCACCCAGCAUGCCUCCACCAGUGCAAAGUAAUAAAGCCAGCAUCAAAAAGGUACUCAUACAAGAGCCUGGAAUGGAGGACGAUAUCAGCGACGAUGGUAAUCCACCACCAUCGCUGCCGCCGCCGGCUUUAAAUGUCGGACCCAGCAAGGAAGGUAAUUCUCUAAAUUUAGGUAUGGCACAAAUAAUUGUUACUGCCGCAACCCCAAUGGUUGAAGACGGCACAGAUAAAUCUUUCCCUCCGGUAGGAGAGAGUGAUGGAGGUAGUGCAGCUGCAGGAACAGCGAAAACUGCCAGCAGCGACGACGGCAAGCCGGUUAAACAGAAAAAGGUGGAACCGAAACCCGUGGUGCAAGUAGCAGCUGAUGAAAAUGAAAAUCAUGAGGACGAUACACACUCAUCCGAUCAGGAUCCGGACUCUGAAGUUAAGACCUUACAAGAGGCCGAAGACCCAUUUAACGAAAAAGGUAGUGUGGCUGAUGCUGGUGAUGGAUUCGAGGCGAAUUUCGAAGCCAACUUCGAUGCGAAUUUCGAUGACGCUUUUGCCGGUGGCGCACAAUCUGCCGAUAUUAAUGCCGAAUCAAGCGCCGAAGACGUCCAAGCACCUAAACAGGUUGUAGGUGGGCGUGCAAGCAUACCCGAGGAAUUGGAUUCGAAUCAAUUGGCACGAUUGCAAAAUCUGAAGGAGUCAAAUGCUUAAACAGUAUUAAAAAAUUAGCGAACCUUGCAUUUAACGAUUAACAAACCGAAUGAAAAAAAUGCACUAAGGAAAAGCGACAAUUAAAGUAUUAUCGAGUAAGCAUUGUGAAGAGGAACAAAUUUGAAGGGAAUACAGACAUACAAACAUAAUAGUAUAUAUUAUGUACUUACAUGAUAAUAUAUGUAUGUGUAUUCACCGUAGAGUUGGAGCCGGCAAGCAAGUGGAAAUGCAAGUACGCUUUUUAACGCCAACUUAGCAUUACGGUGAUCUUCAGUUUCUUUAAAAAGUUGCAUGUAAAUUAAUCUAUUUCAUUUUCGGUCUUUAAAUGCUUUGUAUCACACACUUAGUAUGAUUUCGAAAAAAAGCUAGAAAUUGUAAUAAAAAGCAAGUAUUAUGGAAGAGCCUUAAUGUCAGAAGAUAAUUGUACGCUGAAAUUUCACAGUUGUGUCAACUUUGCACCUUGGUAAAUGUACGUAAACAUAUAUAAAUAUAACGACGAACUCUAAGAUACUCAUAUGUAUAUGACCCGCUUUCAUAAACCUCCACUUGAAUUGAACUAUUAUUAGGGAAAAUGUUAUACUUACUCUAAGUGCAUUCACAAAUACUUAUAAUUACGUAUAAAAUACUCGUACCACAUAUACUAAAGUAUUGCAUAUACUUAUUUAUUAGAGAAUUGAAAUCGUCUAACUGCAGUGGCAUGCCAAAACAGUCAAGUAUUAAAUUUGAGUUUUUUGCCUUCGAAUUCAAUUAAAAAAUUAAAAUAUUAUUUCAUGCACCACUGUAGUUAUAAGAAAAAUCACGAAUGUACUUCAACAAAUGUGCUUGUUAGAUAUAUACUCUCAUAUGCUAUUACAUACCUAUGUACACCUAAACAUUUACUUAUAGAUACUUGUAAUUACACAAACAAAAGCGAUAGCUAAAAUGCUGUAAAUCUAAUAAAAUAAAAUGUUAGCAAAGCAAGGAAAUGCAAUAAGUGAGAAUUCAAAGCAUUAUUAUAGCUAAAGAAAAAAAAAAACAAAAAUUGCUGCAGUCAAUUGUUAAUUUAAAGUUUAAUAGCCAAGUACCUUCAGUGAAAUAUUCAUUUGCCAAUAGUUAUAUACUCAUAUUAAUAUAUAUUUAAAUAUACAAAUAUAGAGUUGCUUUAAUAUUAACUAAAUAUCUAAUUAUAAUUUAUCUAAUUAUUUUAAUAGAAUAAAUAUAGAUUUUUUUUUUGAAUUGUUAAGUUAGAUUGUUCAGUUAAACUCGUGCUUUAGGAAUGGAAUUCAAACUAAUUAAGUUUGGCAAGAAAUUCUUCCAUUAAAUACAUAAUUGUAUGUGUAGCAGAAAAGCAAAAACAAAUAUAAUAAUUAAUUUUACUUUUGAAAUAGAAAGCUGCUGUUUUUGAGGUUGAGGUUAGGUUAGGUUAGGAGAUUGG
Molecule: messenger RNA, 4996 nt
Organism: Bactrocera tryoni
Lineage: Eukaryota; Metazoa; Arthropoda; Insecta; Diptera; Tephritidae
Gene: nwk
Product: protein nervous wreck
Exons: 12
Coding region: 571-3582 (1003 amino acids)
Biological process (GO): neuromuscular synaptic transmission; regulation of actin filament polymerization
Cellular component (GO): neuromuscular junction; recycling endosome
Molecular function (GO): protein binding
Source: RefSeq, a predicted model, not a curated record